CUYAAUUGAACGCAAUUGUUGCGCAACGCAACAGAAGCAGAAACAGAAACAACAACCCGUUCGCCAGAAUAGAAUGCCUUCCUCCGAGCUCUGCUACCCGGGCUCGGGGAGACCGUCGGCGCCGGAAAGCGGGCGUUCSGGGUCUCCGAAGCGACGAUCCCGGGCGCGUCCCCCGGUGUCGUACGGAACCACGAUUUCCAACGGGGGGGUUCCCACGGUGGUGGCCCUCAAGGGCGGCGUCCGGGGGGGCCACUCGGUUGUGGCCUCGUACAAGCCGCGCAACGUGCAGCAGCAGCCCCUCGGGCUUUCUCCGGGGGACUACACGUCCUCCGGGGACGGCCGUCUCCAGGCGGGUGGCAACGGCAACAUCAACAKCAACAGCAACAGCGGCAGCCAGAGCGGUUCUAGGGGCACGGUGCACCCGGAGUUCUGGCCCAAGGGACUGACCAACGUUGGAAACACCUGCUACGCCAACGCCGCGCUCCAGUGCCUGCUCAGCACGGCCCUCACGAGCGCCCUGCUGGACCCRAAAACGAUGCCGAUCCUGCGGAGGUACUCGUCGAACCCGAACCUCCUCGCCAUGGGAAGCGGCAGCGUGGACUCCUCGGACGACGAAAACGACGACGACAGCGACGACGACGGCUGCGGCCUCAGCAUMGACAACGACAUUGACGAGGAAGAAGACGGGAUCUUUCUGGACAGCAAGGGCGUCGCGCUYUCCAAGUCCUUUUCGCCGACCCAGGGGGCUUCCAAGAGCGAUUUGGCCCGCAAAACAGAGAAAAGGGCCGCGAAAGCGAAGAAGAAAAAGAAAAGGGAGGCCAGGAAGGCCAAGGCGGAGAACGCGGCCAAGCGAAAAGAACGCGAGCAGCGGAGAAUGGAAGAAACCUGCAAGUGGCUCACGAGGGAACUCACCAGCAUCGCGCAGGAGUACACGGAAGAAUCGAGCACCUCCCUCAGGCAGUCGCCCGUCGGCGGGAGCUCGAUCGGGGGAAAGACUUCCUUUGUGGGAUGGCUGUCCUCGUCCUACAGCCAGACCCUGGGGAUCGGAGGCCAGGAAAAGCAAGACAGCCACGGGGUGGUCAAUCCGGGGAGCAUCACGAGGCAUCCGAACCGCCUUUCGCAGUGUCUGAACCCCUACCAGCAGGAAGACGCCCACGAGUUUAUGCGGGCUCUCCUGUCGAACCUCGUCAUGAACGGCCACAACCGACAGCUCUCGAGCCUCUUCGACGGCCUCCUCGAGAGUUCCGUCACCUGCCAGACCUGCGGUAGGGCGAGUCUCACGAGGGACAGGUAUAUGGACCUGAGCGUCGACAUUAACGACGUGGACAUUACCACCCUGGACGAUGCCCUGUUUGAGUUCACCAAGGACGAGUUGCUUACCGAGGACAAUGCCGUCUUUUGCCAGAGGUGCCGGAAGAAACAAUCGGUGACGAAGGGCCUCCGGUUGGCCACCGCACCCUCGAUACUGGUGGUCCACCUCAAACGCUUCGCCUUUAACGACUACGGACGGUUGGUGCGCCUCCACAAGCGCAUCGAGUUUCCGCAGCGACUCGAAAUCGGGGACUACAUGUCCAACCUGAACAAGGCACGACCGCCCGCCUACGAGCUUGUAGGGGUCUUGGUCCACCAGGGCCAGACCUGUGCCAGUGGACACUACCUUUCCUUUGUGAAAAAGAACAUGGAAUGGUUCAAGUGCAACGACAGCGAGGUGUCCAAGGUCGAGGAGAGCACCGUCAUGAUGCAACAGGCCUACAUUCUGAUGUACGAGGUGUCGGGAAUGAGAGAAAACACGUGCUUUCGACCCAAAACACUGCGCAAGGAGUCCUCGAUCAUGUCCACGAUCGAGUCCUCGGACGACGCGACCCUCCCGAGGGAAGACUUUUCCGUCUGCGGAACGCACUGGUCGGCCAGCGACAAAACCUCCAGCGGGAGGUCGGGGAGCAACAGGGAAGGACUGGGGACCUACGGCAACCCCUUUGGAACCGAUCACCCCAAGAGCAUCCGGGGCAAGCACGAAUCCACCACUGAGUCGAUCCUGCGGGUUCUGAGCGAGGCCGGAGGCCGACUCAUUUCCGACAUUUGCUGCGACAGCGGCAUGAGGGAACCCGAGGCCCACGUGCUGGAAGACCGACAUUUUCACAAGCACAGCGACGACUUUAACUUCAACAACCUGGGACACCGCCGCCACUUCAACAGCGGCAGGUACGCCCACGAGUGCGAGUCGGUCGACACACAGGAUUCCCUUAUCCGGCGGCAGGCGCUGCUCAGCGGCAGGGCGCCCAAUCCGAUCAACGUCCUGGAGGUCCAGCCCAAGCGCAAGACGAGGGGAUCCCACCGGUCCCAGACGGCACCCCGGCAGCGCGGGGAGACGCACCCCGCCUCGCGGUAUUCUUCCUUCACGCCCCGCCUCGACGCCAACGGACAACCGCCCUUUCGCAAGUUUCCCUCGAACGGGAACCUCGUGGCCCUGGACGACAGCAUGUCGAUCUCCUCGCGGAGCACGCUGACGAAGCGGAGCAAGGACUCGCUCCGGUCCCGGCGGUCCAGGGGCUCGUCCAGGCCGGGGAAAGCCGAGGACGCUUCUGCUUCUGCUUUGGGCGUCUUUCCACCGCGGAACCCCGGGAGGACGCGCCGCAAGCCCUCGCCGCGGCGGUAGGGAAGGCCCAAGGCACGCACGCACGCACCCACUCCCCCCCCCCCAACACAAGCAACGCGCACACAUACACACACACACACACACAUACGCACCACGAAACCAUUUUUUAAAAACUAUAUUAUUACAAUCAAUACAACACUACGAA
Molecule: messenger RNA, 2801 nt
Organism: Pseudo-nitzschia multistriata
Lineage: Eukaryota; Bacillariophyta; Bacillariophyceae; Bacillariales; Bacillariaceae
Source: the annotation of a GenBank genome assembly